UGAGCCGCUCCUGGGCGCACCAGCCGCGCCACGCCUGCCCCGUCUGCAAGGAGGUGUCCUCGCUGGACGACCUGCGCGUCAACCACACGCUCAACAACCUCGUGGAGAUGCUCCUGCGGGAGGAGAGCCGCAGGGGGGCCCAGGCGGGGCCCGCCCUCUGCGCCCUGCACGGCCAGGAGGCCAAGCUCUUCUGCCAGGAGGACAAGGAGCUGGUGUGCCCCGCCUGCCAGGCCUCCAAGCCGCACGAGGGCCACAAGGUGCGGCCCGUGGGGGAGACGGCCAAGGACUACAGGGCCAAGUGGAGGAACAUGGAGAACUCCCUGCGGGAUAAGGUGAAGGAUUUCGGGGCGGUCCGGCGCUCCUAUGAGUCCAUCUCCAAGCACAACCAGGUGGAGGUGGCCAGGCUGGAGGGUCAGAUCAGGGAGGAGUUUGAGAAGCUGCACGAGUUCCUGCGGGGGGAGGAGAAGGCCGUGCUGUCGGAGCUGCAGGAGGAGGCUCGGUGCAAGCGGGGCCUGAUCGAGGGCAAGAUCAAGAAGCUGUCGGAGGACAGUGACGCCCUGCUGCACGAGGUGAACCAGCUGCAGGCUGACUUGAAGGAGGACGACCUCUCCUUCCUCAGGAAACACAAGAACCGCAAGCGCAGGAUUGCCUGCACGGCCGAGGAGCCAGAAGCCAUCCCACCGGGGAUGCUGGUUGAUGUCCCCAAGUUCCUGGGGUCCCUGCAGUACAAUGUGUGGAAGAAGAUGCUGGACAUCAUUACCGUAGUUCCCUUCAGCUUUGACCCCAACUCCGCCGCAGGCUGGCUCUCGGUCUCCAGCAACCUCACCAGCGUGACCAACGGCAGCUACAAGUUGCUGGUGGACAACCCAGAGCGCUUCUCCUCCGCCCCCUGCAUCCUGGGCUCCCAGGGCUUCUCCAAGGGCUCCCAUGUGUGGGAGGUGGACCUCGGAGGACUCACGAACUGGCGCGUGGGCGUGGCCAAGGAGCGCAGCGGCCGCCGCUGGAACUUCCACCACGACGCCCGCUCGGGCUUCUGGUACAUCUACCGCCUGCAGGGGGCAGACAACGAGAUGUGCCGGGCCUCCAACUCGGCCAGGUCAGAGACCGUGCUCCGGGACCUGAAGCGGAUCCGGGUGGAACUGGACUGUGACGAGGGCGAGCUCUCCUUCUACGACGCCGACCACAAGAGCCACAUCUACACCUUCCACGAGCACUUCAGUGGUGAGGUCUUCCCCUAUUUCUAUGUGGGCAACCUAAUGCCUGAUACACCUCCUGGCUCCCUCCGGAUCUGCCCUUUACGCAUCCGGAUCAAGGAAGACCUCCCACUUUAGGCUGCUCCGUACAACCAGUAGAAAGGCUCCCCCUUCUGGCCUGCCACGUUCCCAUCCUCCAUUGCCCCGGCCUGCCUCUUCCAAGUGCCUUUCUACAAUGCCUUCCACGGCUGUGUCCUCCUCCAACGGACCAACCCCCGCCAGCCCUUGACUUCCAGCUUGGGCUUUCUCAGCAGAAACUGUUACCGCUCAGUUAUUUUCUACUGUUUGCCUUCAUAACCAAUUUUUUUUUUUUAAUAAACUUCUGUGGUGGCCGGAUGAUUUGGGUCACAAAUUUCAAGU
Pelodiscus sinensis (Chinese soft-shelled turtle) is the source of this 1613-nucleotide messenger RNA. The record is from RefSeq and is a predicted model, not a curated record. NCBI's taxonomy places the organism in Eukaryota, Metazoa, Chordata, Testudines, Trionychidae.